UCAGCAUUAUGUGCUGAAGAAAUUCUGAAAUCAUACACAACAGUGUUCAGGAAUGUGCUAUGCUGAUAAAUCUGGAUCAAACUGAUUGGUUACUCUUGCAAGACUUUUUGUCACAAGACAGUCUUUCAUGAACCGCUUUAUUCAGCAGAACUCUAGGCUGAUUUGUGAUCAGCUCACACUAGACUCACUGAAGACUCCCUCUGCUCACAUCACACAUUUGCUUUUAACAGCAGUGUAUAUUAAUUUUAAAGAAGUGGUGUGCAAUACUGAGACAAUUCAGAUGAGCAGACUUCAACAUAUCAAGGAUCACAUUUUAUCAUCUGAAAAGUACAUGAACAUGGCUGGUACUCUGCUGAGCCCUCUUACGACACAUGUGCUGAAUACAACGCAAGGAGUUCCUGGAGCCAACAUGACCAUCAGCCUUCAUCGCCUAGAUCCGGUUUCAUCGCUGUGGAACCUUAUCACUACAGGGAUAACUAAUGCUGAUGGACGUUGUCCAGAAUUAAUCACAAAAGAAAGCUUUAUUGCUGGUGUGUAUAAAAUGCAUUUUGAGACUGGAAAGUACUGGAAUGCCUUGGGUGAGAUGUGCUUCUAUCCAUAUGUAGAGGUUGUCUUCAGCAUCACUGAUCCGUCACAGAAGUAUCACGUUCCUCUUCUUCUGAGCCGCUUCUCUUACAGUACAUACAGAGGGAGUUAGAUGAAUAUUUCAUGUAUCUUUCUUUAAAUAUUUACAAUUACACCUGUACAUCUACUUAUUCAUGUGAUUAUUUAAUCAGCCAAUCGUGUGGCACCAGUGUAAUGUAUACAAUCAUGCAGAUAUGGGUCAGGAGCAUUAGUUAAUGACCAAAUCUGCUGUAUUUUUAAUAAAAUAAUAACUGUUACAUGUCAUGAACACAUUUUAAAUUGAACAAUUCUUCAAUAUUUUAAUUAAACUUGCCAUGGCACUGACAUG
Messenger RNA from Xyrauchen texanus (razorback sucker), 952 nucleotides. RefSeq names its product urate (5-hydroxyiso-) hydrolase a (gene uraha). The transcript is spliced from 4 exons. Gene Ontology annotation, molecular function: hydroxyisourate hydrolase activity. Gene Ontology annotation, biological process: purine nucleobase metabolic process. The record is from RefSeq and is a predicted model, not a curated record. NCBI's taxonomy places the organism in Eukaryota, Metazoa, Chordata, Actinopteri, Cypriniformes, Catostomidae. The coding region runs from base 128 to 697 and encodes 189 amino acids.